Didymodactylos carnosus is the source of this 1575-nucleotide messenger RNA. NCBI's taxonomy places the organism in Eukaryota, Metazoa, Rotifera, Eurotatoria, Philodinida, Philodinidae. The record is from the annotation of a GenBank genome assembly.
AUGACUAACACUGUUGCUGAUAUUCAACAUAAAAGUCAAUUCUUUCUUGCACCAUCAGACAAAUCUGGAUCGUUAAAUACGUCAGAUUGGCCAUUAUUACUCAAGAACUUCGACAAACUUAAUGUUCGGACGAACCACUAUACGCCUAUACCAUCUGGUUGCUCACCACUAAAACGUUCCAUUGAAGAUUAUGUCAAAUCUGGUUUUAUAAAUUUGGAUAAACCAGUGAAUCCGUCUUCUCAUGAAGUUGUCGCGUGGGUAAAACGUAUAUUCCAAAAAAUAUUACCAAUAACAAAAACGGGUCAUUCAGGCACGCUAGAUCCAAAAGUAUCCGGGUGUUUAAUUGUUUGUAUUGAGCGAGCUACACGUUUAGUUAAAUCACAACAAAGUGCUGGAAAAGAAUACAUUGGAAUUGUUAGGUUUCAUUCACCUAUUGAUGAUGUUAAAAAAGUUGCUAGAACGCUUGAAUCUUUGACUGGUGCUGUAUUUCAAAAACCACCAGUCAUCGCUGCUGUUAAACGCCAAUUGAGAAUUCGGACAAUUUAUGAAAGUAAACUGUUAGAAUACGAUCAAAAUCGAAAUAUUGGAAUAUUUUGGGUUAGUUGUGAAGCUGGUACAUAUAUUAGAACAUUAUGUGUCCAUAUGGGUUUACUAUUGGGUGUUGGCGGCAUUAUGCAGGAACUUCGACGUGUGAGAUCGGGAAUUCAGUCUGAAGCGGAAGGAAUGGUUACAAUGCAUGAUGUACUUGAUGCUCAAUACGCAUAUGCUCAAAACAAAGAUGAAACAUAUUUGAGACGAGUUAUUAAACCCUUAGAAGCAUUAUUAGUUUCUCAUAAACGAAUUAUAGUCAAAGACAGUGCUGUGAAUGCUGUGUGUUACGGAGCAAAACUAUUGGUGCCUGGUGUAUUACGUUAUGAAGAUGGAAUAGAAAUCGAUGAACAAAUUGUGAUAUGUACAACCAAAGGAGAAGCUGUUGCACUUGGCAUUGCUUUAAUGACAACAGCGACCAUGUCGACAUGCGAUCAUGGUGUUGCAGCUAAAAUAAAACGAGUUGUUAUGGAACGCGAUUUAUAUCCAAGAAAAUGGGGUUAUGGACCAGUUGCAUCGAAGAAAAAAUUAAUGAUCAAAGAAGGUAUACUCGGACAAUACGGAAAACCAAAUGAUACAACACCUAAAAACUGGAGAGAUAUGUUGUAUGAUGUUAGUGCACAACACGCAUCUAAUAGCAAUCAACAAAGCACUGUACAGAAGACUCCAGCUAAUGGAAGCGAAACCGUACCGACAACAACAAUGAAAAAUGAUUCAUCGUAUGAGCAAAUCGGCGAUGUAAAAGCACAAAUUCGCUUUCUAGAAGAACUCGAUAAAAUUGAAAAACAGCGAAAAGAAAAGGCUGAACAAGAAAAAAUUCUUAGAGCACUUAAAAGCAGAUCUAAAACAAAUGAUCCGGAAGCAAUAAAAUUAAAACAAAAAGCCAAAGAGAUGCAACAAGCUCAAGUUGAAGAACAACGACAAAAAGAAGCGCAUGAAACAGCUCUGACAGCUGUUGGUCAGCGUAAAAAGCAAAAAAUUAGAUGA